AUGGACGCCAUGUUCAGUAACAUGACGUUACAGAACGACCCCAGUCUUUCCAACGGCACCGAAAUCGACCCCGGUCCGAUCCAAAUCUCCUGGCAGGACUACGUCCCUCCCAUCAUCUUUGGCUUCAUUUUCCUGGUGGGGGUUGCCGGGAACUUCCUAGUCAUCUAUGUGGUGGCCCUCUUCAAAAAGAUGCGGACGGUCACCACUUAUUAUCUGGUCAACCUGGCGGUCACUGACCUGGCCUUCCUGCUGUGCUGCGUGCCUUUCACUGCGGUCAACUACGUGACCACGUCCUACGUGUUUGGACAGGCGAUGUGCAAGUUCGUCAACUACCUCAUGCAGGUGACUGUCCAGGCAACCUGCUUGACCCUGGCCUUGCUCAGCCUUGACCGCUACAUUGCCAUAUUGCACCCGAUGCUGUCACUGACCUUCCGCCGGAAAAGAGUGGCCAUCAUCGGCAGUAUCAUCAUCUGGAUCGCCUCGUUCAUCAUGCCUCUACCGACAGCUCUGUACUACCGCCUGGUGACCAUCACAUGGUACGGAGAAAGUCUGAAGAUCUGCCGCCCAGUGUACCCGUCAAAGGCCUGGGAGCGAGGCUACCAGAUCUUCUCGAUACUGUUCCUGUACUUCCUCCCCCUGGCCGUGUGCCUGUUCACGUGCUCAGCCAUCGUCUACCGCCUCUACAACCGGUUCCAGUCAGACACCAACCAGAUGGACACACAGAGGAAAAAGCGGACCAGACGGACUGCGUGUAUGGUGAUCGGAGUGGUGGCCGUGUUCGCAGUCUGUUGGCUCCCAAACCACGUCAUCAACCUCUGGGCUAUGCUGACUGAGGUGAAGGAGAUAACAAACGCCUUGCACUGGAUCAAGGUGACUGCGCUGAUCCUCACCUACACCAAUUCAGCCACCAACCCCUUCAUCUAUGCCAUGGCUAGAGAUGACUUCCGCACCUGCGUCAAGAGCGCCUUCUGUGCCGCCAAGGAGAAGAAACAGCCCGGCCUGGCGCCACGGUCCAAGACGCCUAAAACCACGUCGUCCAGCUCGGGACGUCCUCUGGUGGUACCCGCGAAGCUGAGGAAGAGCCCGGUUCUUGUUUGCGUCGAAGCACAGACAGUUCGUCCGCAUAUCGAAACAGAAACUACUGUGUAA
Molecule: messenger RNA, 1149 nt
Organism: Branchiostoma belcheri (Belcher's lancelet)
Lineage: Eukaryota; Metazoa; Chordata; Leptocardii; Amphioxiformes; Branchiostomatidae
Product: G-protein coupled receptor 54-like
Exons: 5
Coding region: 1-1149 (382 amino acids)
Biological process (GO): G protein-coupled receptor signaling pathway
Cellular component (GO): membrane
Molecular function (GO): G protein-coupled receptor activity
Source: RefSeq, a predicted model, not a curated record